UACUAGUACCACCUUGCUUGGUGGGGGAAUAGGACCAGGAACAGGUAGGUGUUGGAAACUAAAAAUGGAUGCUGUAGAUGCAAACCAUUCCUUGGAGGUUUUUGUCUCUACUGAACCACAAUGGAUUUGAGUAAUCGGGAGCGAAAAUGGGCCUCCAACAUCAAGGCUGCCGCACAAGCGGCCGAGGACAUUGAUACUUCCAUGAUACCUGACAUGGACUUUGCCCUUUACGCCUUUGUAGACCACAACAAUGUAGCACAAGCCCUGGAUAGAAUACGGGGAAUCCAAACAUUCCGUGAACUGUAUCAGCUGGAUGACUCUGUGGACCAAGCAAUCGAGAUCCUGAGAGCAUUCGUCAAGAAACAGCCAGGCCACUGCCUGGAUAUUGAUACCUCCCCCGACACCCAAGAAGGGAUAAUCAUUCUAGAUCUGGCCUCCUUUCAGGUGGACCGCGUAUUUGCGUCUUCCCCAGCCGACUGCGCCCGUACAUCUAGAAACUGGGAGAUUCAUGUGGUAGCGAUCUACUAUUUGAUGAGGGCUUUGCAGCCGUGCCUCGAGUCCGCAAGAGAGGGGACAUACAUGAUUCUGGAAUGCGAGGGGUUUCAAGCAGCCAGUCAAUUGGCUCGGUUUGCGAUUUGUCUAAACGAUGAGCUUUGUGCCCACUUUGCCUACUUCUUCAAAAAGAUACAAUGCUACCAUACAGGAUGCUUUGCCAACUUGUUUUUCAGCAUGCUCAAGUCAGUGACACGCAACAAGGACUGGGAUUUGCUCCAACUGGGAUGCAGGAUAGAGGAUGAGUUUGACAGUGUCAACGUUGCCGCCACAACCCACACUUUGAGAGAACUCUAUCUUCAACCCUCUGUCGAGGAAGCACACAAGCACUUCCUGAAGCGAGUGGGGGAGUUGCUCGCCCAAAGGAGAUCGAAUGCCCUGGCAUUCCGAUUAUGAAAGAAUGGGCUGCUGGAAAGCGGUCGCUCUUUGUGUAUGGGCGUACUAGUCAGCACAUGAGAUUCCAUUCUUUUCUCCAGGCAUAGACGGUGCGGUCGCCACCUGACCAAGCUUGUGGGGAAGUGAACACCAGCUAAUGAUUUGGUUUGUGCCCGUAGGGUGCAUUGUUCAGGGCAUACCUUUCUUCACCGGCGGCAUGCACGCCACCGAAGCAGCAGCAUCACAAUUCACCGAUCGAACCAUCCCGGAAAAAGAAAGUGGCCGCAAUGUCAGGUGUCAGGCACCAUUCGAAUGCAAGAGCCCAGUUCGCGGCAAUACCGCUAGUAGUGGCACGGACACGGGGCAGAGAAGAGGCCCCCGAAGCACAGAAGAUGGAUCGAUCUGAUGCAAGAGUCAUGAGCCCGGGGGUAGUGUCAACCCCUUCAACGGCAAUCCCCAAAGCAUAAAGAACGCAAACAUCUUAUUUCAGGCAGUUGAGAACGUCACGAUGCAUGACUUCGUUUUUAUAGAGUAAAACUCGAUCAAACUACAAAGCAAAGGGAGAUCAUAACAUUGACACGACAUAUGGUAUCGCUGGCAGCUGCCCUAAGGAAUGUGCCCUGUCUCAACCCAAUCUAUAAUGCACUUGAUGUCAGUGUGUGUACUUGAGUGUUCUUACCAUGGACGACAAAACAGGGGAGCUGGUUUCCAACCAGCGAGAUGUCCGACUUAGGGUCCAUAGCUGUGUGUGGAAGCAGCCUUCGUCUGGCCAACCAGCCAGAUGUUCCUGACACUUCGCAACAAUGACACACAGGAGAGUAAUAAAUGGUAAAUGGAACGAUCCCCUUCUAGAAGCAAGCUACCAGGUACCGGUAGCUAGAGGCAUUGCACAUAAGGCAGACUAUUUAUUAUUUUCAAACUAGUUUGGGAAAGAGCAAAAACGGUCC
Messenger RNA from Seminavis robusta, 1874 nucleotides. NCBI's taxonomy places the organism in Eukaryota, Bacillariophyta, Bacillariophyceae, Naviculales, Naviculaceae. The record is from the annotation of a GenBank genome assembly.